AUGUCUAGCCAACUGAUUUCGCCCGCAGUGGCCAGUGCUGCAGACAGGGAUUACCUCAUUCGACAGUCAAUGUCAACAGGCUAUCAAUAUUUCAGUCUUCUGAUGCCACCAUUGUACACGGCCGUUGUAUUAAGUCGACGAAGGAUGGGCGCAUUGCCCUGGUCGAUAAACAGGAUGUUGCGAGCAACGUGGAUAGGCGGCGCAGCAGGUAUUAUGCAAGGUGGCGCUUUCGAGUACUUCAGGACGUCGAACCAAAACGAAGAGAUAUUACGAGCUCGAAGGAUAAAUGCCAUGUAUAACGUAACUCUUCAUGACAAUACUCUAUAUUCGUUAAGAGCCCAGGACCAUUCAACAAUCGGCGCUAUAUUAGGUGCAUUACUGACGCCAGCUGUGUUCUGGAAAAGAGCGCGGUCUAUCCAUCGUGAGUAA
This is a messenger RNA of Fomitiporia mediterranea MF3/22, 429 nucleotides long. RefSeq lists its product as uncharacterized. The record is from RefSeq and is a predicted model, not a curated record. Lineage: Eukaryota; Fungi; Basidiomycota; Agaricomycetes; Hymenochaetales; Hymenochaetaceae. The transcript is spliced from 3 exons. The coding region runs from base 1 to 429 and encodes 142 amino acids.